Messenger RNA from Balaenoptera musculus (blue whale), 5843 nucleotides. RefSeq names its product crystallin beta-gamma domain containing 2 (gene CRYBG2). The record is from RefSeq and is a predicted model, not a curated record. Lineage: Eukaryota; Metazoa; Chordata; Mammalia; Artiodactyla; Balaenopteridae. The transcript is spliced from 22 exons. The coding region runs from base 32 to 5755 and encodes 1907 amino acids.
GGGGCGGGCCGGAGGAGGCGUUUCUCUGUAAAUGAGCGGGAUCCGGGUGGCCCCCGCGGCCCGGGACCGGUCAGGUGUCCUGACGCCCCGAGCCUGGGACCUUGCCCUUGCCAUGGCCGAGCGGCGCGGGGGCCUGGGGGCCCGCCUGGCUCGCCGCCUGGCCAGGCUAGGGCUCCGGAGGGAGUGCAAGGGGAAGCCGAUACCGGAGGAGGCCAGAUCCCGGGAUAGGCCCUGGGGUGGCCAGAGCUGCCCUGACCUGGCCCAGGGCCAGGGCAGCACCAGCAGAGUCAGCCUCAAGGCCCAAGCCCAGAGCCUCUCAGAGUUGGACCUUUGGGCAGGGAGCCGUGGCUCCUGGCUUUGGAAGCAACGACACAGCUCAGGGAGGUCUGCUGAGCCACUGGGGCGCCUACAGAGGCCAGCAGUGGGCAGCGCCUCUGACCUGGCCAACUAUGCCUCUGUGGGGCCAGAGAGCCUGGCACUGGCGGUGACCUCAGCAGAGCCUGCUGGGACCAGGUGUCCCUCAUGCCCACCACCAGCUCCUGGAUGUUUGGAACAAGGAUCUCCAGGCUGCACCUGCCUGCAACCCCCGUACACAGCCCCGGAGAUUCCUCUGAGGCCUGAGCCACCCAGCAACCUGGAGGACGUGCGGUCCCGCCCAGCAUCCUCCCCCAGGGCAGAGGGGGCAAAGGGCGAGCCUACCAGCGCAGGGCCAGCCCUGCCCGAGCCAGCCCAGACUCUACGUGAGUGUCCCUCUGCCAGGAGGACCCGCUACCACAUCACCGUCACCCUGCAGGGGCGUGGGCAAGCACCUGGGGAGGAGACUGAGGAGCCCAAACCGGCCCGACCAGCUCCCCACCCCUUCGGCCCUGAGGAAUCCAGGGGCUGGCAGGAGCCUCCCCAGGGCCCCCGCCCCAUCACAGGGUGCCUGGUGGACCUGCCUCAAGAGCCCCGGCUGAGAGCCCCACCACAUCAGGGGAGCACGGCCCAGCGGCAGGAGCUCCAGGCUGGCCAGAUGCCUGGGUCCCCGCAUAGAUGUGAGCUGGACCACAGUGAGCCAAGGACACCUCAGGAUCCGUUGCUGGGGCCCAACACGGACGAGGCCAGUGGCCCCCCAGCUCGGGCCAAGGCCCGAGUGGUGAGCACCUCACUGACAUGGGGGCAGUGGCCCCCUGCCCAGGAAGAGAGCAAACACCGUUUUCACAAGGUGUCCCUGGUAUCAGGGGCACGGCUAGAAGUCCCCCAGGAGGAGAUGUCUGAGAAUGGCCACCGUCGGGAGGAAGUCAACGGCUUUGCUGCACGGGAAGAAGAGACUAUGAAUCACCAGGGUCCCGGGGACGGGGCUGGCUCCAAAAGCUUCCAGAGCCAUGGGCCCAUCUUUUCCAAAAAGUACACACUGCCCCCCAAGGAGAAAAGGCCAGUGGGAAGGCCGAAGGAGGCUGUGGACCAGGGUGAUGGCAGUCCCCAGGACCCCAGGACUGAGCCACCGAGCCCAGGAGCCACGGCCAAGACUGAGUGUUUGGCGCCGGUGCACGGGCCCCAUGAGCCCAGGCCCAACCCAGGUGUGAGUCUCACCAGCAGGAGCUCCCGGAGCCUCGAGGAACGGCGGGUGACAUGCGCUGUGCGGACUACCAUGGUGGUGGGAGGGCACGUGGACCGACAGGUGAACAGCUCUGUGACGAACUCCGUGGGGCUAACGCUCCCGGGCAAGGCCCUGCCCAGGGGCCGCAAUGCCGCCCGCGUGGUGCAGGCAGUGGUGGUGAGCCCCCGAGCCGAGGACUCACCCAGCCGCAGCCAGGCCCUGGAGCUGCUAAGUAGCCUUGUGCCUGCUGGGCGGAGCCCACCUGCCAGCCGGCUUCCCAGGCCCCUGGCUGCUGUGACAAGGAGUCCAGGUCUGGGCAGCACAGAGGGUGCAGCCCCGGGGCAGCUGCCUGAGACGGGGACAGCAGAGCCAGAGGACAGAUCUGUCCUGGCUCCCGUAGGCUUCCGGGACUAUGCCCACCCGCCUCAGAACCAGGAUGUCCCUGCAACCCACCUGGACCGAGACCAGGACAAAGCCCCAGAUGCCAGGAUCCAUGAGGUCCCAAGAGUGCAGAGAAAAUCCAGCCCCACCCAGCUCCCUCUCCAGACCUCUCAGGGCCACACACCAGUACCCUCCUCUCCCAGACUCCAGACCCAAACCCCCUCCCUGGGCCUAGGUCACCCCCCAGAGCAGCCUGAAGUACCUACUCAUGCUAGGGCCCAGCUGACUCUCAAGCCCAGGGGACCCCAGGCCUGGCCCUCCGUCAAAACGGAAGGGCAUCCAGAUCCCCCUGCUGCCACCAGCCUGCCCACGGUGAAGACUGAGGCUGUUAUAGUCCCUGGACAAUCUCUCGCUCCAUCCUCUACAAGAAGGAAGGCUGUCACCAGCCCAGGAGGUCUUUCUGCUCCAUCCUCCCCAAGGAAUAAGGUUGUUCAGGACUCUGAAAAUGUCCCUAUCUUCUCCCUUACCCAGAAAGAGGUAGUGCAGAGCCCUGGGGUUCCUGCUGACUCAACCCCCGCCCAGAAAGAGGUAGUACAGGGUCCUAGUGCUCCUGCUGCCUCAUCCCCUAAAGCAACCAAGGUUGCCCAGGCCCCAGAAGGCAGCCCUAGCACCCAAAAAGAGGUUGUCCAGAGUACUGAAGGCAGCCUUGCCCCUCCUCUCACCAAGGAGGAGGCUAGUCAAGGCCUGACAGCUCCUGCUGUCCCAUCCCCCAAACAGGAAAGGGAGGUUCAGGACUCUGAGGAGAGCCCCAUCUCAUCUCCUACCCAAAAAGAGGUUGUCCAGGGCCCUGGUGCUUCUACUGUCCCAUAUUCUACCCAGAAAGUAGUUGUCCAGGGCCCUACUGCUCUCAUUGCCCCCUCCUCCUCAGGGGGCAAGGUAUCCCUCAGCCCAGGAGGCCCCCCUGCCCCAAGGCUGAUGGGAGCAGAGGCCAGCCUGGAGUCCCAGCUUGUCCCUGACUCCGCCGAGGGCAAGACGUUCCCAGAGCCAUCAAGGGAGGAGGAGGAGGUGGCCCUGACUGCUGACCUGGAGAUUUUCCUGGAUACCCUGCGGAGUAUGGAGCCCCCCGAGAUCCUCCGCACUCACCGGCUGCCACGAGCCCCCCGCUCCUCCUACCUGGCCAUAUACGCCACGCUGCCCGCCAUCGAGGAGGACCAGCCUGGGCCAUGGGUGCUGGGACCCAGCCCCCAGGGGGUGCCCGCACUGGAAGAAAAUGAAGAGGAAAAGGGAGAGGAGGAGGAGGACGAGGAAGAACCACAGAACCCCUACCUGAGCGACAGUGAAAAGCUCCAGCUCAGGCAGGAGAAAGCCAGGCCCAGCCCCCCCUGCGACUCCCACCCUGCCCGACCCCCCCAGGUCUCUUGCUCUCUUCUGGAGAUGAUGAAGAAGCACACAGCAGGUGCCAAGGGCGCCCACCCAGAAGUCGGGCCAGAGCGGCAGGCAGGCAGCCGGCCCACUUCCCGUCUUGGAUGCAGCCUUCUCUUUGGGGGUCUGGUGCCUGCCCUCAAGGAGGCCCCCACUUUGGAACCACUGGGCACAAAACCAUCCGCUCUACCGCCCCACGGGGCACCAGGGCUCAAGAAGGUGCCAGAACAGCUGCCCCUGCUCUACGGGGAAAGGCCACCUCCAGAGAAGCCCGCAUGUGCCCAGCCCCUGGAGGGGUGGAGCUCAGCAUUGAAGACCCAGGGCAAACUGAACACCAGGCCUGGAAAGAUGAUCCUCUUCUCGGAGCCUGGCUGCCAAGGCAGCAGCAGGGAGGUUUGGGAAGACACUGCUGAUGCUUCAGGCUGGGCCCGCGUGGCUUCCAUACGGGUGGUACGAGGCUGCUGGGUGCUGUACGAAGAGCCGGCGUUCCGGGGCCAGAAGCUGGUCCUGCCUGAAGGAGAUGUGGAACUUGGAGCUCUGGGGCCAGCAUGGAGUACCCAAGGCAUUGGCUCCCUGAGGAGGGUUGUGCGGGACUACAUUACCCCAGAGAUCAGCCUGUACUCUGAGGAGGGCCUCAAGGGGGAGCAAGUGAAGCUAACCAAGGCCUUGGAGGACCCCCAGGGCCUGGAGAGGCCUCUGCAGGUGGCAUCUGCUACUGUCUCCGCAGGACUGUGGCUUCUAUACCCCAAGCCCUUCUUUGAAGACACUCCCUGCAUCCUGGAGCCUGGAGAGUACCCCACCCCAGAGGCCUGGGGUGCAUCAGACCCCAGUGUGGGCUCCCUGAAGCCCAUGCGAUUGGGCUGCCCAAGAGUGGAGAAGCCAGGGGAGCCCAAGGCUGUAGUGUAUGAGGCCCCAGGCUUUCAGGGCCAGAGCUGGGAAGUGAGCCGAGACAUCUACAACCUGCAGCAACCAGAGGACAGCCAGAGCCCCAGCUUGGCCUCUGUGGGGUCCCUGCAAGUUCUCGGGGGCUGCUGGGUGGGCUACGAGAAGGAGGGUUUCCGGGGUCACCAGUAUCUGCUGGAGGAGGGAGAAUACGCUGAUUGGUCACAUUGGGGAGGCUAUAACAAGGCGCUGACCUCCCUGAGAGUCAUCCGGACGGACUUCGGGGACCCGGCGGUGGUGCUGUUUGAGGCCAUGGACUUUGAGGGGCAUGGCGUGGAGGUGAGCGAGGCAUUGCCGGACGUGGAGCUGGCGGGACACGGCCCCCGAACGCAGGCCAUCCACGUGCUCAGCGGCGUGUGGGUGGCCUAUCAGGAGGUGGGCUUCUCCGGGGAGCAGUACGUGCUGGAGAAGGGCGUGUACCGCAACUGCGACGACUGGGGCUCGAGCAACAGCGCCCUCGCCUCUCUGCAACCGGUCCUGCAGGUCGGGGCGCACAAUCUGCACUUUGUCUCAAAGAUUCAGCUUUUCUCCGGUCCGGACUUCCUGGGCGACCACAUCUCCUUUGAGGAUGACCAGACCUCUCUUUCCCCCUCUUUCCAGCCCCAGUCUUGCCGGGUCCACGGCGGCAGCUGGAUCCUGUUUGAUGAGAAGAACUUUGAGGGUGAGCAGCACAUUCUCUCUGAGGGCGAGUUCCCCACUCUCACAGCCAUGGGCUGCCUGGCCUCCACGGUCCUGGGCUCUCUCCGGAAGGUGCCCCUGCACUUUUCAGAGCCAUCCAUUUUCCUGUAUGGCCUGGAGUGCUUCGAGGGGAAGGAGAUCAAGCUCGGUGGGGAGCUGCGGAGCCUGCAAGCUGAGGGCUUCAACAACCACGUGCUGUCCUUGCGGAUCAAGGGGGGCGUCUGGGUGCUGUGCCAGCACAGCGACUUCCGGGGCCGCCAGUGGCUGGCGGGCAGCUGCGAGAUCACCAGCUGGCUGACGUACAGUGGGACCCAGAGGGUGGGCUCCCUCUACCCCAUCAAGCAGCGCCGGGCUUAUUUCCACCUCUGGAAUGCGGCACUGGGGGGAUUCCUGGCAGUGCCGGACCACGUGGAGGACAUGAAGGCGGGCCGCGUGGUGGUCUCUGAGCCCCAAGCUGGAGGCAGCUGUAUCUGGUACUACGAGGAUGGGCUGCUGAAGAACCAGGUGGCCCCCACCAUGAGCCUGCAGGUGAUUGGCACCCCCAGCACAGGCUCCAAGGUAGUGCUGUGGGCUGAGAGCCGCCUGCCCCGCCAGACGUGGAGCAUCAACGAAUCAGGCCACAUCUGCAGCCAGAUGUUUGAAGGCCGGAUCCUAGAUGUGAAGGGUGGCCAGGGGUACGACCGGGACCACGCGGUGCUGUGGGAGCUGGCCAAGGACAGGGCGUCCCAGAUCUGGACUGUCCAUGUGCUUUGAACCUCCUCCCCACCCCCCAGCCCUGGAAGCUCUCCCUGGGAUGAAAUGUUUUUAUAGGUUUUUUUGUUGUAACAUAAACUGUUUUAUA